Messenger RNA from Toxoplasma gondii ME49, 4177 nucleotides. Its product is annotated as peptidylprolyl isomerase domain-containing protein. Gene Ontology annotation, molecular function: peptidyl-prolyl cis-trans isomerase activity; protein binding. The record is from RefSeq and is a predicted model, not a curated record. Gene Ontology annotation, biological process: protein folding; protein peptidyl-prolyl isomerization. The transcript has 13 exons. The coding region runs from base 662 to 2956 and encodes 764 amino acids. NCBI's taxonomy places the organism in Eukaryota, Apicomplexa, Conoidasida, Eucoccidiorida, Sarcocystidae.
CGGUCCUUCUUCUUGUCCUUUUUCUUCCUCAAGCUGUGAAGAAGGUGGCGGCCUUGAAAGCCCCCCCCUCGUUUCGUCGCUGCUAGGGAGGAAGCAUUCCGACGAGAUUCCUUUGUAUUCGCUGGUUCUCUCUGUCCAUCGUUUUUUUUCGGUUUGUGUUUCCUCUGUUCUCUUUUUCUCUCUUUUCUUUUUCCUUUCUCCCUCGCGAAGGUUGCGCGUUCAGUGUCCGUCUCCGCGGCCAUUCGUUGUCUCUCUCGCCGGAUCGACACUCGCACGCGGGGCCUGUCUCUCGGGGCUGGGGACCUGCCCGUCAGCUUUCUCCCCCUUCGUCGCGUCGCUUCUUCUUUUCUUUUUUCUCGAUCGGUCCAUCUCUUUUCGACUGCUCAGUCCGCGCGUCAGGAAAAUUCGUCGCUCGCCCGCUUCUUCCACCCCAGCAGCUCUCAGGCACACAACUUCGCAGAGCCUUCCUCGUCGCCUCGGGCCUCUCCAGCUUCUCCGGGGACGCGAAGCGAACCUCCUCGUAGAGGAAGCGAAGAGGGCAAGCAGCACUGAGAGAGGGCAAAGGGAACGAGGAGGAAGAGCAAGGACAGCGAAGACGAAAAGAAGAGCGCGAGUGGGCUCCGGCCGUUAAAAAAAAGUCUUCUCUCUGUAUCUGUGCACCAUGUCGAGCUCAGAGAACGGUCACGGCGAACUGGCCUCAUCCCGAAAACACAAGGAGCGGAGACACAGAAGAAACGAAGAAGAGAGAAAGAAGGAGAGAGAAGAAACGCAGAGAGAAGAGAGAGAAAGAGAAAGAGAGAGAGAGGAUCGAAAUUCGGUGAGAGAUCGUCGGAGGGAGGCUGAGGACAGCUCGAGCGACUCUGACCGGGAGACGAAGCCCAGGGAAAGGAGACCUGCAGAGUUGACCGACUCCGAUGACGACCGCAGACCUGCGGCUGGGCAUGGAGUGAGCGCGGACGGCGAGAAAGACACAAGUCGAGGAGGCGAAGAGGAAAAACGAAAGGAACAGAGAGAAGAUGAACGGCGAAAACCUGGAGGAAUGAAGCCUGCAUCCACUUCGACACACUCUGACGGUGACGAAAGCAGUGACGACGACAGCUUUGGCCCAGCGCCUGUCGCGAAAGGCGGCCGAGGCGCGCCGGGCCUCGUCAAGCGUCGUCGUCUGGUUCCUCACGAGGAGCUUUACUUGAAGAAUCUUCCCCACGAAGAAAGAUAUUUCAGGUCCUUCAUGCACAGAGACGAAGUUUCUCACGUGGUGGCGAGUCCUCUCCAUCGCUUCAUCAUCACGGGCAGCGUCGACGGCCAUGUCAAGUUUUGGAUUCGCGAGGGCGAAGACAUCGAAUUUGUUAAACAUUUCCGCGCCCAUGUGGGGGCACUGCACUGUCUCUGUGUCUCCUCGGCCGACGGCGGGGCGGUUGUGGGGUCCGUCGGAGGAGACAGAACGUUCCGUCUGUUUGAAGUCGUCACUUUCGACAUGCUUUGCCUCCUCAAGCUUCCCUUCGAGCCUCUCGCCUGCGAGUUCGUUCACGGUAGAGAGGAACCUGCGCCGGUCGUUGCCAUCUCGGCGAAGGAGACUCCAGAAAUCUUCUUGUACAAGCCCACACUGAGCUCGGAGUCGGUGGGGAGCUUCUCGCUCCACAUGGCCCCUGCCCAUCUGCUGCGAUUCAAUGCGGCGCUGGACGUCUGCGUCUCAGCCGACAAGGACGGAGGCCUCGAAGUCUGGUGCACAGACAGCUACCAGAGAGCGACGCGCGACAACCGGAUGGGCAAGAUUCGCUAUUCCCUUAAAAGCGAAACAGAUCACUUUGAGCUGGCCAAGGUCAAGACCUACGCGCUCGCGCUCGCAGUGGCGCCGGACGGCCAGCUUCUGGCCGUUCUGUCCGCCGACUCGACUCUGCGGAUCUUCCGCUUCACCACGGGAAAGAUUGCAAAGGUUUACCUGGAAACCGUCGACAUGUACGAAACGGCACAGAACGAUCCGCAGCGACGCGCGCUGCAUGUCGACGCCCUCGACUUCGAGCACCGCCUGGCGGCGGAGAAAGAACUUUCGAAGGCUCGAGGCAGAGCAUGGCAAACGAUGAGCUUCGACGAAAGCUCGAACUUCCUCGUCUAUCCCUCCAUGCUCGGCAUCAAGAUUGUGAACGUCAAAGACAACCGCCUCUGCCGCAUAAUUGGGAAGCCCGAACACAGUCUCCGGUUCCUCGCCGUCGCCGUCUACCAAGCGAAGGCACAAAAGAGGAAAGCAACGACAACGGUGAUUCUGGGGAAGAACGCCAAGACGCAAGAGAACAAGGAGGAGAGCCGAAUGGACUCCGUCAUUGUUGCCUCCGCCUUCAAGAAAAACAGAGUCUACUUUUUUACUGCGGACUCGCAGAAAGAAGGCCUCGUCGACUUGCGAGAUGUCUUCAACGAAAAGCCUUCCAAGGAAGAACAAGAAGCUCUCGCACCAAGUGCCUCUUCUGCGAUUGCGCCCUCUCUGCGGUCUGGGCGCACUGCCACGAUUUUCACGACAAUGGGGGAUAUUUUCAUUCGUCUCUUUCCUCAAGAAUGUCCGAAGACCGUGGAGAACUUCUGUACGCAUGCACGCAACGGCUACUACGACCAGUGCAUCUUCCACCGUGUCAUUAAAGGGUUCAUGAUUCAAACUGGCGACCCUAACGGCGACGGCACAGGAGGUGAAUCGAUUUGGGGAGGCGACUUCGAGGACGAGUUCCACCGGGCUCUGAAGCACGAUCGACCGUUCACUGUGUCGAUGGCAAAUGCAGGGCCGAACACAAACGGCUCUCAGUUCUUCAUCACAACGGUGCCUUGCAGUUGGCUUGACAACAAACACACAGUGUUCGGCCGCGUCGUUCAGGGGAUGGACGUCGUGACGAAAAUCGAGAAUGUGGCGACCAACGUUGAGGACAAACCGAAGCAAGAUGUGAAACUUUUGACCAUCAAAGUCACUUCCUAAGUGGAACUCUCGAAGGAUUUUCCAUGUGUCUGCGCACCGGGCUGAUUGCAGGAAGAGACGCUGUUUAGGUUUCCUUCGCUUCGGCGCGAGUGUUCGAUGGCCAGCUGUUACCAAGACAAACGCCUCCGCUUUGUGACAAAAGUUUAGCUUUCAAAUAUGCAUUGUCAUUUCUCCGCCAGAGUCGGUGGAACGCUGUAGCGUAAAAGGCAGGUGGUUUUGCUUCGGAGAAACUGGUCUACUCAGUACUCGAACUCCAGCAAAUCCGUCAGCAAGCAAGCUCGAUUGUAAGAGCCAAGGCUCGUAGACUCCUUUUCUGGAACUCGUAGAUAUCGCUACACGACGAUUCCCCUGAUAGAGCUCAAAAGGACUUCAACGACGACUUCCGUCCUGGAUAAAUACCCGAUGCUACAAAUCGAAAUUGAACAGUUCGCAUAGACUCAACAACCUCGUCUGGUCCCUCGGGAAAUUCGAAGUUGCUUAGUGUCCCCGAACGCGGCUUUUGCACUACAUUCGUCACUGCGCACCCAGUUGAUGGACAUCGAGUCCGGCAUACUGCUGCUUUCUUAUGUGUCGAGGCUCGGACAAUCUAGAAAGCAACUCACCAUUCCGAGGCGGAUAAAAGUGGUUUUUGUCGAGCGAACGUCUAUGACCUCACCUCAUUCAGUACGUCCAUAGGAGAACAUGGCCACCACAGUUUUAAGCGGAAGGAAAUUAGAACACCGAAAGAAUCGUCUCUUCUGGAGGCAACACGAGAAUAGUGGGACGAAGAGGCAUUUUGUCCUCAUCGUACGCGAAGAGUCAGUCUUCUUGUGCGAGGAUGUGCCUGCUCCACUCCCGUCUAUAUUGCGGGUUCCCAAGUGAUCACAUCUACGUGGUGGGGGGAGGAGCUGCAAACUGUCGCGGGAUGAAGUGUGUGUGGUCUGCUAACUCGAAAGACAGGGCUUAGGAGUACACGAGAAUUCUUCUCUCCUCAGACUGUGUCAAGUGACUCUUGACAGGUUGAUUUGCCUGCUUGCCAUGAUUGCGAAAUAGAUUCGUCCACAAGGAGUUCUACGCAUCUUUGUAUUCGGUUUUUUCUCGUGGAAGUGUCCCUCAAAUCUACCGUUGCAGGUAGCGAUACUAAAUCUGCCAGUUCUCCGGAAAAUGGGGCGCCAUCUGGCAUAACGUGCCGGCAACGCUGGCGUGUACAAACGUCAGAAGCAUCUUGUACAUUCGCUGGCG